[Torrubiella] hemipterigena is the source of this 2953-nucleotide messenger RNA. The record is from the annotation of a GenBank genome assembly. Lineage: Eukaryota; Fungi; Ascomycota; Sordariomycetes; Hypocreales; Clavicipitaceae.
GAUGGACCGAAAAAAGUAAUAAUAUUGGAAUGCCUGCUAAGAGCAAAAUGACAGUCCAGCUGCUUAAUAAUGGUUGUACUUGGCACCUCGGUUAUCCGCGAGUUGUGUGCGGUUUAUACGAGCCUGAAAGGAUGCUCUGCCACCGGCAGGGCGCGCACUAUGAUCCUUUCGGACGCCGAGGCUGAAAACCAGAAAAGGCAAAAACCCGACAGGGCGAACACCUAACACUGGCUGUAUAGCAUAGAGACACUAUAUUAUCAUUGCUACUUAGAUGAGCCCUCGACAGCAUCGGCUUAUUCGUCCAACUGCACCAUCGUUGUACCUGCGGUAAAUGCAACUGUCCAAUAUCCAGCCCUAGCAUCGGCUUAAAGAUUGAUAACGACGAGUUUAUUUCUUUGCAUCCGGCCUUAUUAUGCCUAUACCCACUUUUCUGUCAAGAUAUUGGCCCAGAAUUUGGAACCGAGUAGAGACGACAAACGGCUGUCAACGGCUGCGAGCCUUAUAAAUGGUUCGCGUGAUGAUGGAAUAUUUCGUAGCCAUUGUAAUCAGGGUGACUCACUUCGUAAACCGAAUUGGAUGAUAAUAUUCAACAUUAUCUCCGGUGAGGAGGCCGAGUUUGUCAAGUAUAAAAAGCCACGCGAACCGUGCACACCCCAAAGGCUCAUUUAAACCACCAACACAUCCAACCAACCAACCAACCAACACUCCCAGUUUCUUCAACCAGUUUUUGUUCAAUCUUUCUGGUUACAAGAAAAUGACCCUCCUACGCUUUGCACUCGUACUGGGCAGUCUUGUCGCUGCUCACCCGGCUGCUUUGAAGUUGGAGGUUCGCGAACCAAUCACUUCCCGCGUUGGCAACGUCCAUGUUACCGUGGACAGCCCUGUCCAAGUACCCGUUCGAUACACUUACGGAACUUGUGACUCCAACUCGCCAGAAUUAGCACAUCACACUAUCUCUGUGUCCGAACUACGCGGCUCUCAUCGCCUAGUUUGGGUUGUGCCAAAGGAUGCUCCUUCUGCUGGCUGUGUCUCGUCCUGGACUGAGGCGGGAGAUUUGCUCGGGCGCAGCGACUCGAUCACACUUGACCAUCAGUGGAAACAGAGAGCACAAAGACGAUCAAGCAUCGACCUUGGCGACGGCAGUCGCUUCAACAACAUGGGGCCCUGGUUCGAAGGCGUUCACGCUCUUCAAGAUAAUCAGCCAGGUGCAGUUGACGUAAAGACGGCUAAAUCAAAGAAAAUUGCCAUCGUCGGUGCCGGCAUGGCAGGUUUGAUGAGCUAUCUUGUCCUUACCCAGGCGGGCAUGACGAAUGUAACCAUCAUCGAGGCGGGACAACGACUCGGCGGCCGAGUUCACACCGAGUAUUUGUCAGGUGGGCCAUUUGACUACUCGUAUCAGGAAAUGGGGCCGAUGCGCUUCCCAGAGACGUAUAAGGAUACCAAGACAAACAAAGUCUACAACAUCACCGAUCACCAACUCGUCUUCCAACUCGCUGCUGAGCUGAACAAGUUGAACAAUAACAAUAAGAAUUUCAGCAUCGAUUUUAUUCCGUGGAUCCAAGCGGACAACAACGGUUUUGUUUACCAAAACGGCUUCAAGCUCCCAUCGGGCCUCCCGCCAACCCUGGCUCAGAUUGCAGCGAACCCUGAUUUGGGCAGCCCAAUGACAUAUGACAAGGACACUACUGAUCUCCAGGCCAAACUCAACAGCUAUUUGCCAGAUAGUGACUUUGCAGUCCGCAUGGCAAACAACAUGUUCAAGGCCCACGAUGAGUGGAUUAAGAGUGGCUUGAAGGGCCAGGGAGGUGAUCAUUGGUCCGAGUUUGGCUUCAUGGUCAACUUCUUAAAGGGCUCGCUAAACUCCACCGAUGCUCUUAAUGGGUCCCCCACGGUCCCAUUUUGGGAAGCUCUCUACGGUGGCAUGUACUUCAGCGCCGCGCAGUACAAGACUGUUGAUGGUGGCUUGAACCGUAUUCCACUUGCAUUUCACCCGCUUGUUGACAAUUCAACCAUCAUGGAUCGCAAGAUUGAGCGAGUCAACUUCCUCCCAAAAUCCAACCAGGUCCAGCUUCAAUGGCGAGACUCGUUCCGCAACCAGAAGUUUGAGAGUGCCUCUUAUGAUUACACACUCGUUGCAGUCCCCUUUUCUGUAAUUAGAAAGUGGCGCUUUCCAAAGCUGCCCUUUGGCAUGUCGCAAGCCAUCAAGAAUCUCAACUACGCCAGCGCCUGCAAGGUCGCUCUGGAGUUCAGUGAGCGCUUCUGGGAACACUAUGAAAACCCCAUUCAUGGUAGCUGCUCUACGGUGACCGAUAUCCCUGGAAUCGGUAACAUUUGCUAUCCAAGCUACAAUUUGAACGGCAAGGGUCCUGCCGCAAUGCUUGGAUCGUAUGUAUCUGGCGACUUUGGCGAUCGCUGGGCGGCUACACCCGAGGAAGAGCAUGUGCAGUAUGUCCUGGAUGCGAUGGUUGAGAUCCAUGGUGAAAACAUCAGGUCUCUUUACACUGGCAAGUACAAUCGUCGCUGCUGGGUUCUUGAUCCGUUGGAGAGCGGAUCCUGGGCCGACCCUGCAGCUGGGCAACACGAGUUGUACAUCCCAGAGUACUUCAAGACGUACAACAACACCAUCUUCAUUGGCGAGCACACAUCGUAUACGCAUGCAUGGAUUGCUUCUGCUUUGGAAUCUGCCAUCCGCGGUUCAGUGCAACUCCUGCUGCAGCUUGGCCUGGUAGAUGAAGCAAAAGCUGCGGUGGAUAAGUGGAUGGCAAGAUGGAUUGAGAUUUGAUAUGAUGUAAUAGCUACAUACUGCACAUAAUAUGUGUCUUGGAUAUACAAUCUGACGUUUUGCCCUGAUGUUACAAUAAUUGGCAGGAUAUUUGCGGAUAAUAUUAAUAUAAGUUAGAUACAUAAUAUUACGAGGUACUACAACAGAGAGCAGAGCGACUAGCCUUCGCAG